GAGAGGAACCAUUUGUUUUUUUUUUGCUGCGCGUUAUUAAAAAUAGGCACACCCCGUAUUGGCAAUGAGAGUGUACUAGCGUGGCAUUUGUCUUUUUGUUUGUUGUCUGCUUGUUUGAAAAGUGAUUACGUUGUCUUCUAUUCGAGUUGAUUGUUCUCCAUCAACAAGCGUCUUCCAACGAAAACAAGCGGCAGUUGGCAAGCAAUUACAGCUGAAGGCAAAGUCAUGGAUCUGUCAUCGCAUCGUAACAGCGGCCAUCAAGUCCCCAGCGGAGACGGAAGCGGCGCAAGUGGCGCAACCGGUCCCGGAUCAGGAGCUAAUGGCAUGAUGAGCCCUCAUGGCUUCUUUGCCGGACUUGCUGGACACAUGGGUUCACCGCAUCAACACCACGGCCAUCACCAACAGCAUCACGGCCAACACCAUGCCGGUCAUCAUCAUCACCAUCACGGAGGGAUUCCUCCGACGGCGGCAGCGGCCGCGGCCGCUAUGCUCCUCCGCGCAUCCGAGCGCUACCAGCGGACGCCCAAGUGCGCUAGGUGUCGUAAUCACGGGGUCGUCUCUGCUCUGAAAGGACACAAACGCUACUGUCGCUGGCGUGAUUGUGCAUGCGCUAAAUGCACUCUCAUAGCCGAAAGGCAGCGCGUUAUGGCCGCUCAGGUGGCUCUCCGCAGGCAACAAGCCCAGGAGGAGAACGAGGCUCGAGAAUUAGGGCUGCUCUAUACUGUCCCUUCAGGCGGGAUAAAUAACAUGAGCCAACAAGCUGGUUCACAAGGUCCGACCGGUCAAGAAUCUCCUAGUCGCUCGAUGAGCGAUCGGAGCGGAAGCGGUGGGAAAUCCGCCAAUAGAGGAGAACCCAUUUGCGACUCGUCUGCCAAUAACGGCUACGAAAGCAGCGUGAAAAGAUUGAACUUUUCUGGCCGUGAAGCUGGCCAACAUCCGCCUGGAUCGUUAUCUUUGAACUGUACGACCGCAAACGAACGAGACGAAUCGCCACAUUAUCAUUCUUUCGUGAACAGAAAGGGCGAGGGUUUGCUAGGACCUGUCGAACCCAUUUCUCCUGGAACCAACAGAGCCUCUAAGAUGAGCAAUAACAGCAUGUCGCCCAAGAGUCCGCUUUUGAUGGAUUCGGAUUCGGACGAUGCGGGAGAUUCCGACAACCACAGCCAUCCAACAGACGAACCGGAAUUACCAUCUGAUAGGACGAAAUUCGAUCUUCCCGAUGUGGACGAUAACGCUUCAGCGCUGGAUGCGACUAGUGGGGGCGGCGGAGGUAGCGAGCCGGAAGCAGCAAGUAAAAGAGCACCGUUGGACACUCUCGCCAGACUUUUCCCGCAGACUAAACGAGCCACGCUCAAGUCUACUCUGGAUAGAUGUGAUGGAGAUGUACUGCGGGCCAUCGAACAGCUCGUCUACCACAACAACAAUCCGCAGCCGGACAUCAACAACACGUUAACUACUAACGCGGUGAACGCGGAAGGACCUCCGGCUGGAAAUCAUCAACAUAAACGCAAAUCGUUACAACAUUCGUCAUCUGGAACGCGAGAAAAGCAGAUGCCGCGAUACAAUCACCAUCAGCACCAUCUUCAUCAGCAAGCGGAAGCGUCUCUGCAAUGGAAGAAUUGCCUAUCGGCAGUCGGAAGCGGUUUCCCCAAUGCUGGAAGUAUGACCGGAUCUUCGUCCCGACCUCCAAUGUUUCCCAUACAAUCCAGCUACUUCCCCGCAGCUUUUGGCUACGGAGCGUCUAGUUUUUUGGCCGGGAGUUUCCUCCGGCCGGAUUACCCCGUAUUUCCUGGAAUGAACCUACUGGCAGCGGCUGGCGGAUCGGCCCAAUCCGCACCGCUGGAGCCAAUGAACCCGGCGGGGUAUGCGGCCUAUCAUUCGACCCCCAACAUCGUCCUACACCACACGAGCCCUGGCAGCGGCGGAGGCGCAGGAGGCGUCGUCAAACAGGAGAACGAGUUAGGGAGUGUAAUUAUAUCUGAAAAUCAGAGCAAUUCUCCGCGAUCCGACCGAAGUGAAAGGUCACCUUAUUCCGAUUAAUGAAAUGAAUAGAUUAAACAAGAUUUUGGAAACACAACAAUUAUUUAAAAUAUCGCCGAAGUGAGGUGUGGUGGAAAAUUAUAGUUGGUGGACAUCUCGUUCACCAAUGUCACUCAUCCCGCAGAUGCGCAUAGUAGCCUCUAGGCUACAAUCUCGUUGUCAUUCUCGUUUGAUUACAGUUAUGAUAAUGUAGCAGUAGAUCCCGAUUUCUUUUUUGUAAGUGUCUUUUUGCAUCUCGGUGUUUUGGAAUACGGUCGCGCAACUCGAUAGUUAAGUACCCAAGUAUCAUUAUGUCAUUAUUCACCGUGCUUGUUACCAUUGAUGGUUUCACGUGUUUCAAGUGUUGUAAAGAAAAACAAAAGAAAAACAAACAGAAAGAAAAAAGAUUUUGUUAAUAAUCGUCGUGUAGAUUCUCAAAGAAACAUAGAGCUCCCCAUUCUGGAUGUUUUCGCCCCGGUUAUCUAUCUCGACGCCCAUUUACAUACGUGUUACAUAAAGCUAAUCACCACUGUAAGCAAACACAGUGUGAUUUUUUUUUGUUCACCAGACUUUACAUUUGCCAUUUGAAUCACAUUUUCGACUUUUUAAAAAUUAUUUAUUAUUCGUAAAUGUUUUUCGCUUCGUCCUUUCACAUAAUCCUUGAUGUGUAACGCGUUAAAUGAAUCGCUGGCGUGUAUAUUAUACCGUGUCCGAUUAAAAUUAUUACAAUGCGGGAGCGUGUCAAACGUCAGAGGCAGCCCUUCGCUCGUGUGACCAUCACCCCCCCCCCCCCUUCUCCCUCCGUUCUCUCUGUGUAAAUAGCCACCGCCGCUCGGUAAUCUCUCUCUUACCCUAAAUCUAUUUCUUUGUGUCACCAUGACAUCUAGUUGUAAAUGCAAGUAUGCAAAGUGAAACCUUUGCAAAUGCUAAUUGACCGACGGAGACAUCGCCGGCCGACGACAGCAUCACGUCCACUCAGAACACACUUCACAAACACCCACGCACGGAAGAAAAUUUAAAAAAUAAAUAAAUAAAUUUCAACAUGGAUGGCACAUUUUCAAAUUUUUCCCGCUUCAGGAUUUAAAUGAGUCGUUCUAUCCCGCAAACUGUG
This is a messenger RNA of Daphnia carinata, 3130 nucleotides long. Its product is annotated as doublesex and mab-3 related transcription factor 3-like. Gene Ontology annotation, molecular function: DNA-binding transcription factor activity, RNA polymerase II-specific; protein binding; RNA polymerase II cis-regulatory region sequence-specific DNA binding. Bases 226 to 2040 code for a protein of 604 amino acids. Gene Ontology annotation, biological process: sex differentiation; regulation of transcription by RNA polymerase II. The record is from RefSeq and is a predicted model, not a curated record. Gene Ontology annotation, cellular component: nucleus. The transcript is spliced from 4 exons. NCBI's taxonomy places the organism in Eukaryota, Metazoa, Arthropoda, Branchiopoda, Diplostraca, Daphniidae.